This is a messenger RNA of Ectocarpus siliculosus, 324 nucleotides long. The record is from the annotation of a GenBank genome assembly. Lineage: Eukaryota; Phaeophyceae; Ectocarpales; Ectocarpaceae.
AUGUACGGCUCGACGACGACAACCCCAAGCUCAGCUCAGAGCAGGAGAUUACUCGAUGACUCUUUGGCGGUGCAAAACGAAACUUCCAACAUGGCGGACGACGUGAUGGCAAGAUUAUUCGGGCAGCGAGAGACGCUGGAGUCGGCACAACAGAGGUUGGGGGACAUGCGAGGCAUGACGGAUGAGGCGCGUUUGCACCUGAAGGAGAUGGAACAGAAGGCUUUGAGGCAGAAGAUCUGCUUGUACUUGACGAUAGCGCUUCUGUCGAUAUUGAUCUGUUUGGUUAUAUACCGGGAGGUCACAAACGGGGGGCAUUUGUUUUAG